ACUGAGAAGAAGAUCACUUAAGUAGAAUGCCUCUGUUUCAUCAUUACUUUGAACCUGACCUUAUUCUCACACACCCUUGUAUAAUUAUAGCUAAUGCAACCUAUAAUCCCUAGGCCUGUGAAGCCAAAACAGACAAGUUGUUGGGGGUUCUCAUAAAUUGUGGAAGAUCUCCCCACAAGAUUUUCUGAAUCAGAUUUUGGGGUUUUGCUUGCAUCAUCACUAUAAUGAGUACACUGCUGGAACAGUCUCUCUCUUUUUCACCUUUCAGUUCCAAUUUCCCUUUUAGAGCCAUAUAGUUGUGUAGGUUCAAAAGUUUCAGUCAUUCUCUGCUACAUUUACCCUCAUCUCUCUCUAUCAAGCUAGCUAAUUAGGGUCAAAAAAUAGCUAGAAAGCAAAGGUCUUUUUCACCAUCUCUGAGCAAAAAUGGGGUUGAAUGGACCUGGCAGCUGCAACAGUAGAGAGAAUCCAGAUAUUUUGAUUGCAGAGACGAAGCAGGAGAUAAUGAGAGGAGGAUGACAAAAAAGAUCAGAAAAAACUAAUGGGCCCUCCAAAGCCAUGAGUGCCACACACUGCCACUGCGCCAUUUCAGUAAUGUGUUUUCUUCUCUCCUUUCUCUGUGUGGCUCCUCUUGAGCUCUCUAUCUUGGAUUUUCAUUAUUGGGUCCAAUUCAUAUUCAUGCAUUCUCAUCUCAUCUCUGUGAUGAAGAAGUUUUGAUUUUUUUUUUUUUUGGGUACUUUUGAGUUUUAACUCACUCACACUCUCUCUUUCUUCUCUUUAUUGGGUUCUCUGAGACGUGGGUGUCCUUUUAUCUUUCAGACCCAUUUAUGUUUCGUGCCUUUAAACUUGUGGCCACAGCCAGAGAAGAAAGAAGGAGUAAAUGAUGAAACUUGAUGGGGCCCCAUUAUUGCUGAAGCUCUGAAUCUCAGUUUCUUGGGGUUUGGUUUCUUGAGAAAACCCAACCUUUUCUGGUCGUUCUUCAUAAAAAAAAACGCACUUUAUGUGUGUGCUUUAAGUUCAUGUGGAUGCAUGAGAGGUCAUUGUUUAGCUUUUUCUCCUUGUUUCUUUUUGUAAAAGAAGGAACAAACAAUUUACCACUGCAUUCUGCCUUCACUGUGCUCCUUUAAGACUUUAAGGACAAAGAAUCAUAGCUUGUGAACUUUCACUUCAUUGGCUUGUUUCUCUGGGAAUUAUACAUAUAUAGAGAAGCUUUGCUGCUGCAUUCUCUCAGUGGAAGUGUUUGCGGGUGGGUUAUAUAUAUCCUCUUCAAGUUGGAAAUAGGCUGAGAUAGUUGAUAUUGAUAAUCAGUUCAUCAUAGCUGAGGAAGUGACUCUCUCUGUUCAUCUUGCCUGGUUUUUGUUAAAGUUUCCCAAUGCCUUUUUGUCAAAACCUCCUGUUGAUGCCCAAUGCAAUCUGAGAUUUGUGUCCUGAGAUAUGAUGGAUAAUCAAAUGUUCAAUGUCCCCACGGAUGUGACUGCCCGAAAUUCUGUUGUCGUAGAUGGGAUUGGACCACAUACAACGAUGAACUCUUUUCUCCGGUCGUAUUCAUUAGACGUCAAUCACCAAAAUCAUUUCAUUUCUGUACUUCCAAUGCUUCCAGCCAUUGAUGGAGAUUCUGUCAUUGGUUGCCAUUCGGAUCAUCUUCAUGACACGAAUAGUGCUGCUAUUGCUGAAUCACAUGCUUUUGUUACAUCUCAAAGAAGGAACAAUAUGGGAGAACCCCCAUUUGGCAGUGCAAGUUUCUAUGACCAUUCUGUGUUUCAAGGAAUACCCAACCCUGCUGCUUCAUGUUCUACCGUUUUCGCUCCAAGUGGUAAUCUUCAAGAAGAUCUCGACAACUUAGCAAUUUCAGCAACUCCCAUGCAUUCUUCGGAAAUUUAUGUUUCAAAUGCCUGCUCUAGCAUACCAAGUUCUUUGUUGGCAACCCCUGUAAAUUAUGGAUAUGAUGAAAUACUUGGUAGCAUAAAUAGUCAACAGUGGGAGCUCAACAAGUAUGCAGCAGCUCCCUCGGACCCUAAAGAGAAAACUCCAGUAAGAACAACAGGGCUUCAACCAUAUUCACCAUCUAUAGGAAAUCUGAAUCCAAAUGGAUGGUCAUCACCUAAUGGCGCCAGUUAUGAGAUGACAUAUCAUUCUUACAGUUCCCCUAAAUCAAGCAACGAGCUCUCUCUAACACUUGCCACAUCCAGGCCUUCUAUCAUAAAUGGCAUGAAUAUCCGAGAUCAGUGUUCAGACAUCGAGUGUUCUGGGAUUGUUCAGCCUUGUUUGAAUCAAACAAGGUUUGGCUCAGAUCAGCCAGCUUCUUGCAGUAGUGAGGAGCCUUCUCCAAGUUUUGGUUCUUGCAAACCACCCCAAUUAUCCCAAAUAAUAUGUGGAUCAAGCUACUUUCAUGUGAUUCAGGAAAUACUUGCCCAGAUUGCAAGCUAUUCACUAGAAAAUCUAGACGAGUCAAGUUAUUCGUCUGUGGGGGUCAAUUCUGCUUUAGAUAGUAGAUUUGAGGUGCAAAACGAGCCUGCGCGGCAAAGACAGGAAAUCGAAACAAAGAAAGCUAAACUUCUGGCCUUAUUGCAAAUGCUUGAUGACUGCUACAACCAAUGUGUGGAUGAGAUUCAUACAGUUGUAUCUGCAUUCCAUGCUGCUACAAAUACAGAUCCUUCUGUACAUGCUCGUUUUGCUCUUAAAACAAUCUCCAGGUUUUAUAAAAAUCUGAGGGAAAGAAUUAGCACCUAUUGCCUUGCAAUGAGUGAAAAUUUCAACCCUGAAAGUCCCAGUGAGAGUGAAACCUCCUAUGAUGAAAUUCAAAAGCAGUUGGCUCUUCAGCAUAUGAAAAAGAAAGAACAUCAAAUUUGGAGACCACAGAGAGGCUUACCAGAAAAAUCAGUCUCAGUUUUGAGGGCUUGGAUGUUUCAAAACUUCCUUCAUCCGUACCCUAAAGAUGCAGAGAAGCAUCUCCUGGCAGUAAAAAGUGGAUUAACAAGAAGCCAGGUAUCAAAUUGGUUCAUAAAUGCUAGGGUUCGGCUAUGGAAACCUAUGAUUGAGGAGAUGUACGCGGAUAUGAACCGAAGAAAAGCUCGGCAAAAUGAAAACACUGAGAAGAUACCACAUAAGUAUUAACAAUCAGAAAUUUCAUGUGAAUUGAAGGGUUUUGGGAAGGUACAUAUCAAAUGGAAACGGGCACUUCUGUAUGAUUCAGUAGAAGAAGAAAAAAUACACUACAUCCUCAACAUUGUUACAAUUAAGCUGUAUAUAAUCCUCUCAUCUGCUUUCUGUAAUUACCGUGCAUGCCUAACCAGCAUGAACGUCUUCUCUUGUGAGCAAAAUCAGUAUGGCACUCUUGUGGCAACUAGCUAGCUUUGUCCCUUAAUCAAUUUGGUACCGCAUUCGAACACUGCCUUUUUUUCUGUUUGAUUCUUUUGAAACAUGGAGUGAUAAUUCAAUGGCAGGGUUGGUGGAUCACCAUUUCUGACACUGAGAAGACGAUCAACUGUGAUAUCUACAACUGGGUUUGUGGCCGGACGAGUUGGAAUCAAACUACCAAUCACUCAGUUUAUAAAAUUAACCAACUUCCCUAUGUGCCGCUAAGAGUCUUAUCAUAAAAGUGACCCAUCCCAUUAGAUUUUGCAGGGAGCAUUACAGGCACAAUCCAAAGCCAUUGCAAUAUCUUUGUUUGCUGGCAAUCCAUUUGCUAUUGCAAAUGAAGAAACUGCCACCUUUUUGGGAUUGUGAUCGAGCAACAGCAUUAUUAGAGCACUACUACAUAUAACUUUGGAUUUUAGUGAGUUUAAGGCAGAUGCAUUAUUUAUUCACCUAAUAAAAUAAUAAGAUACCUCCAGUUUUCUUCCACUAAAAAGGGAUCUAUUUUCUCCAACAAUAUUAACUUAAAUAACGAUCCCUAAAACUCUGUCUCGAGAACACUGAGCUUGCGGCGGCAAAGGCAGAUCCAGUCCUCGUCCGGUGGCUCUCCGGCGUCGCCUUGAUGUCGUGGUGAUGCUGCCGGACGGGCGACAAGAGGGUGUAGCCCUCUGGGAUCUUUGCUUAUGGUUUUGACAGGUAGGUAGCUGGGCCUAUUCGGAUUGAGACAGCUUGGGGUUGGAGGUUUGUGCGUACCGGUUCAGAUCAACGGCGGCGGCUGGGUUUCGCUCCAGACGAUGGUGAGUGUGCGACCCAUACCGGGUUGGGGUUGAGUUUCAAUCUGUGGUGCGGAUCGUCCCUCUCUUCUGGGUUGGUCGCUGUGGCAAUCUGCAGUUGUGCGUGGAGCUUGAAGGCUUGGGGCUGUGGAGAGAAGAUGGGCUAGGCUUCGCUGUUGGGCCUUGGCAGGAUGUCCUUUAGGGCUGCUGUUUAUUGGCCUGGGCCUUCACUUUGUCAUUUGGGCCAAGUGUUUGGACCUAGGGCUAUAGAUUGUUAGUAGUUUUGCUUUCAAUAACCCUUUUCUAGGGACUAAGCUUGUUAGAUUUUCUUUGAGGCACUAAUGAGUAUAGUUUUACUCGGUUUAUUACCAUGUACUACGUUAUCGUAGUAAUAGGAUUGCUUUCUUAAG
Rosa chinensis is the source of this 4534-nucleotide messenger RNA. RefSeq names its product homeobox protein ATH1. The record is from RefSeq and is a predicted model, not a curated record. Gene Ontology annotation, molecular function: RNA polymerase II cis-regulatory region sequence-specific DNA binding; DNA-binding transcription factor activity, RNA polymerase II-specific. Bases 1432 to 3111 code for a protein of 559 amino acids. Gene Ontology annotation, biological process: regulation of transcription by RNA polymerase II. Lineage: Eukaryota; Viridiplantae; Streptophyta; Magnoliopsida; Rosales; Rosaceae. The transcript has 6 exons.